Salvia splendens (bonfire salvia) is the source of this 336-nucleotide messenger RNA. RefSeq lists its product as uncharacterized. NCBI's taxonomy places the organism in Eukaryota, Viridiplantae, Streptophyta, Magnoliopsida, Lamiales, Lamiaceae. The annotation marks the transcript as partial. The transcript has 2 exons. The record is from RefSeq and is a predicted model, not a curated record.
AUGGAUUUAUUGAGGGAUGCAGGGAUGCUUGGUUGUAAGCCCUCAACUGUGCCUAUGGAUCCCCUAAAGAAGUUGAAACUGGACUCAGGCACUCCUCUAAAAGAUGCAUCAAAGUAUAGGAGACUCAUUGGAAAUUACUCUAUCUCUGCAUCACUAGGCCGGAUGUCACCUAUGCUAUUGGGCAGCAUGCCCAGAUAUAAGAAAAAGUCUAUGACCGAAUAUUGUCUAUUUCUUGGCUCCUCAAUGAUCUCAUGGAAAGCAAAGAAGAAGCAAACAACUAUCUCUCGGUCAUCAGCUGAAGCUGAGUACAGAGCUAUGGAUCAGGCUACGUGUGAA